Messenger RNA from Akanthomyces muscarius, 4332 nucleotides. RefSeq lists its product as uncharacterized. The record is from RefSeq and is a predicted model, not a curated record. The coding region runs from base 1 to 4332 and encodes 1443 amino acids. Gene Ontology annotation, biological process: DNA-templated transcription. Gene Ontology annotation, molecular function: DNA binding; DNA-directed RNA polymerase activity. Lineage: Eukaryota; Fungi; Ascomycota; Sordariomycetes; Hypocreales; Cordycipitaceae. The transcript has 2 exons.
AUGGCCCACGUUCACGAUGCCGGUGUCAAGCAGCAGCUUGUUGACAAGGUGCCCAAGCGCUUUCGCGGCAUCAAGUUUGGCAUCCAGUCCAACCAGGACAUCUCCAACCAGGCCGUGACCGAAAUCUCGAACCGACUGCUCUACGACAUUGAAAAUAACCGUGCUCCCUACCAGAAUGGACCCCUCGAUUACCAGCUCGGCACCUCGAGCAAGACGGGCAAAUGCGCCACUUGCAACGAAACCCUGCAAAACUGCAACGGCCACUUUGGAUACGUCAGGCUUCCGCUGCCCGUCUUCCACGUGGGCUACCUGCGCUUCAUCAUCUCCAUCCUGCAAGAGAUUUGCAAAGACUGCGGUCGUGUCCUGCUCGAGGAGCCGCAUCGCCGGCAGUUCCUCUCGGAGCUCCGCCGGCCGUUCAUCGACAAUUUGCGACGCACACAGAUUUGCAAAAAAAUCAAUGAACAAUGCAGAAAAACUAAAAACUGCCCGUACUGCGGCUCUGUCAACGGACAGAUUCGCAAGUUUGGCGUCCUGAAGCUGGUUCACGACAAGUUCUCCUCGUACAACAAGUCCACGGCCAUCAAAAAGGUCCCCCCCGAGAGCAAGGUUCUCUUCGAUACGUCUUUUACCCAGGCGAAGCGCGAGAAUCCAGAACUCGAAAAGCAUCUCCGCAAGGCCAUGGAGGAUCUCAAUCCUCUGCGGGUCCUGAACCUCUUCAAGCUGAUUACUGCUACCGACUGCGAGCUGCUCGGUCUCAACGCCACCGAGGGCCGGCCGGAAAUGUUCAUAUGGCAGUUUCUGCCUGCGCCGCCCGUCUGUAUCAGACCAUCCGUCGCACAAGACAAUGCCAGUAACGAAGACGACAUCACCACAAAACUCGCCGAUAUCGUCUGGGUCAGUGGCAUGAUUCGAUCGGCGCUGCAAAAGGGAUCUGCCAUUCAGACAAUCAUGGAGCAAUGGGAGUAUCUGCAGACUCAAAUUGCCAUGUACGUCAACAGUGAUGUCCCUGGCCUGCAGCAACCUGGGUUCGGCAAAGCUAUGCGAGGAUUCUGCCAGCGUCUCAAGGGUAAACAGGGUCGAUUCCGUGGUAACCUGUCUGGUAAACGCGUCGACUUUUCUGGUCGAACUGUCAUUUCUCCCGACCCUAACCUGGGUAUCGAUGAGGUCGCCAUUCCCCAGCUUGUCGCCAAGAACCUUACAUACCCCGAAAGAGCCCAACGCCAAAACAUGGCCAAGCUCCGACAAUGCGUCAAGAAUGGUCCGGAUGUCUGGCCAGGAGCACAGAGCGUCAUCAAGAUGGACGAAGGCGGCUACAAGAUCAAUCUCAAGUUUGGUAAUAGAAAUAUGGUUGCUCGAGAUUUGCGUAUCGGCGAUGUUGUCGAGCGUCACAUUGAAGACGGCGACAUUGUACUCUUCAACCGUCAGCCCUCACUACACAAGCUCAGUAUCAUGAGCCAUCUUGUCAAGGUUCGCCCUUGGAGAACGUUCAGACUCAACGAAUGUGUGUGCAACCCUUACAACGCCGAUUUCGACGGUGACGAAAUGAACCUUCACGUCCCGCAGACAGAAGAAGCUCGCACUGAGGCUAUUACUCUGAUGGGUGUCAGACACAAUCUCACAACCCCCAAGGAUGGCGCCCCUAUUAUCGGAGCUACACAGGAUUUCAUCACAGCUGCCUUUCUGCUCAGCAGUAAAGACAGAUUCUUCGAUCGCAAGACCUUUACAUAUAUGUGCAUGCAUAUGCUGGACAGCCAAACACGCCUUGAUCUCCCCCCUCCUACCAUUAUUGCUCCUGUCGCGCUGUGGACCGGAAAGCAGCUCUUCAAUGUCAUGAUGCGACCAAACAAGGAAUGCGAUAUCAGAAUUAAUUUCGAGUCCAAGUGCAAAACGUUCUCUGGAAAGUCCAAGAAUAUACCCGACAUGGACCCCAACGAUGGCUGGCUCGUCGUCCGCAACUCUGAAGUCAUGUGCGGUGUCAUGGACAAGGCGACAGUCGGAACCGGAAAGAAGGAUUCCGUCUUUUAUGUCAUGAUGCGUGAUUUCGGAGCCGACCACGCCGCGACUGCCAUGAAUCGCCUGGCCCGACUGUGCGCCAGAACUCUCACAAACCGAGGGUUCUCUAUCGGUGUCGGCGACGUCUGCCCCACUGCAAGCCUUACCGCAGAGACGGAGCGUCUCGUGUCGAUUGCGUACAAACAGAGCGACGAUCUCAUUGAAAGUUUCAAGGCUGGAAACCUCGAAAAGUCACCCGGCUGUAACUUGGAACAGACACUAGAAAACUCCAUCUCUGGUAUCCUGUCCAAGGUCAGACAACAGGCUGGUGACUACUGUAUCGACACACUGAGUCGCAACAAUGCUCCGCUCAUCAUGGCCAAGUCUGGCUCCAAAGGCUCAGAUAUUAACGUUGCCCAGAUGGUGGCUCUGGUCGGUCAGCAAAUUAUCGGUGGUCAGCGAGUUCCCGAUGGUUUCCAGGAUCGCAGUCUGCCGCAUUUCUUCAAGAAUGCCCGACAGCCCCCGUCCAAGGGUUUCGUCAAGAACAGUUUCUACACCGGUCUUUACCCCACAGAGUUUCUGUUUCACGCCAUUUCUGGUCGUGAAGGUCUGGUUGAUACUGCGGUCAAGACUGCCGAAACCGGUUACAUGUCGCGCCGAUUGAUGAAGUCUCUGGAGGAUCUUUCCACGCAAUACGACGAUACAGUUCGCACGUCUGGCGGCACAGUUGUUCAGUUCCAGUUUGGUGGUGAUCGGCUUGACCCUGUGGACAUGGAGGGCUCUGGUGCUCCAGUGCAAUUCGUUCGCACCUGGCGCCACGCCGAGAACACUACUUGGGACAAUGAGGAGACGGCGCUCACUCCGAAUGAGGCGCGCGAGCUGUGUGCCAACAUGCUGGUCGGCGAACGGAAACGAUUCCCCCGCAAGGGUCUCUUGCACGGCGAGGACCUCGACUACGAAGAUGUCAGCGACUAUGCAGUCGAUGAACACGAAGGAGCUAGAAAGUUUAUCACCGAGGUGGAGGACUUUGUCGGCGGCUUGACCAACAAGCUGGAGAGGGUCCGCGCUCUGGCAGGCCUUGCCGGUAGCGAAAAGACGCGAAGCAUAGCACAAGAUCAUGCCGAUCGCACAGCCAAAAUUACAGCCACAACGUUGCGACUCUUUAUCAAGCUGUGUCUACACAAGUACAAGAAGGCACAGGUUGAACCUGGCCAUGCGGUCGGUGCGGUCGGUGCGCAGUCCAUCGGUGAACCAGGUACCCAGAUGACCCUAAAGACUUUCCAUUUUGCUGGUGUCGCUGGUAUGAGUAUCACACAGGGUGUGCCUCGUAUCAAGGAAAUUAUCAACGCAUCCAAGGUCAUCAGCACACCUGUCAUUACCUGCCCCCUGAUGAACAACCGGCAGAUUGAGGCUGCCAAGGUUGUCAAGGCACGAAUUGAAAAGAUCUUUUUGCAGGAUGUGCUGCACUACAUUGAGGACGAGUGGCGGCCUGACGAAGGCAACGUGGUGGUGCAAGUGGACCGACAGGCGCUGGCGGACAUGCAUCUGGGCGUCGACAUUCACGACAUUGCGCAGUCCAUCUGCAAAGACCGCAAGAUGAAGAUUCAGGCCACCGACGUGGCCAUCAUCGGCGACCGCAUCUCCAUCCGCGUGCGCGACAACCUGAGUGUCGCGGCGAAGCGCACGACCCGCAGCAAAGGCACAGAGGACACCAGCGACAUGCUGCUGCGUGCCAACGCCCUCCGCCGCAUGCUGCCCGCGCUGCCGAUCUCUGGCUACCCCGACGCCGCGCGAGCGCUGAUCGAGACGUGCGAGGACAGCACCAACCGGGUGCUGGUCGAGGGCUACGGGUUCCAGGCGUGCAUGACGACCGAGGGCGUCAUCGGGACCCAGGUGCGCACCAACAGCGUCAUGGAGUGCAACGACGUGCUGGGCAUCGAGGCGGCGCGGACGACGAUUGCGUUUGAGAUUGAGCAGGUGAUGAAGUUCAUGGAGAUUGACCACCGCCACAUGCAGCUGCUGGCCGACGCCAUGACGUUCAAGGGCGAGAUCCUGGGCAUCACGCGCUUCGGCCUGUCCAAGAUGCGCGACAGCGUGCUGCACCUCGCGUCGUUUGAGAAGACGCCGGACCACCUGUUCGAGGCGGCCGCGGGCAUGAAGACGGACAAGAUUGAGGGCGUCAGCGAGGGCAUCAUCAUGGGCCAGGGCAUGGCCGUCGGCACCGGCGCGUUCCAGGUCGUCCGCCGGCUGGGCAUCGCGGCGGCGGACGUGGGGCAAAAGGACACGCUGUUUGAGGAUGCGUGGACGGCGGAGACGAAGAGACGGCGGAAGCACGUAUGA